Cyanistes caeruleus (blue tit) is the source of this 2275-nucleotide messenger RNA. Lineage: Eukaryota; Metazoa; Chordata; Aves; Passeriformes; Paridae. The record is from RefSeq and is a predicted model, not a curated record.
UUUCUUCCUUUUAUUUUCUUCUUGAAAGAUUGCUAACUGAUGUUAUAUAAAUGCUUUGUCACUAUAGCUUGAGUACAAGCCAGGGCAAGCCAUUACCUUGUCUUUGUAUGUGGGUUGUUUUGAGCACACAAAGCCAAAAAGAUCUUUGGCUUUUAAAGGACUCCUGUCUUACUUUCAUUGAUCCAUCCUUCAAAGCUCAUCUCUUGUGCCCGGUGCCCUGGUGUUUGACAAGGCUGAUUUUUCUGAUGAUAUAUUCUGCUCCCAUUUUAAAAUUUAUUCUUUAGCUCCACCUCCUGGCUCUUGGUCUGUGAAAAGGAGGAUCCUUGGGAAUCACAGAGCUUCAAGAGGGGAUCAGAACUUUUCAUCCUAGUCUACAAAUAUUAAGGAACUGCUCAAGAAGUAGAGGAAUAGAUCUUAGUCAUCUGGAUUUAAGAAGAAACAUGUCUCUUCCACGACAGCUGCGAGAAAAGAGUGAUUUUGACCAGCUUCCAGAUGAUGUACCUGUUUCAGCUAAUAUUGCAGAUAUUGAAGAGAAGAAAGGCUUUACUAAUUACUAUAUGUUUGUCAUUGAAGUAAAGCUUAAAGGUGGUGGCAGAUAUCUGAUUUUCCGUCGUUAUCGUGAGUUCUAUGCCCUGCACACCAAACUAGAGGAGAGAUAUGGUCCAGAGAGCAGUAACAGCCCAUUUACCUGCACACUGCCUGUUCUGCCAGGAAAAGUUUUUGUUGGUGCCAAAAAGGAAAUUGCUGAGAACAGGAUUCCUAUCCUAAAUGUCUACAUGAAGAACCUGCUCUGCCUCCCUGCUUGGGUGUUGAUGGAUGAGGACGUUCGGCUCUUCUUCUAUCACUCAGCCUUUGAUGGUGAGCAGGUGCCUCACAGACUGAGGCGGCUUCGCCCACGGACACGCCGAGUGGGUCUGUCCUCCAUAGCAGCACUGACACCCCUUUGGAGAUCUGCUAAUAAGAGCAUUUCAGAUCAAGUGCCUAUUUUUGACCGCACCGCAGCUCCACGGGCUGAGGCACUGUUUGAUUUUCCUGGAACCAAUAAACUGGAACUCAGCUUCAAGAAGGGAGAUUUGAUCUAUCUACUCAGCAAAGUAAACAAAGACUGGUUAGAGGGAACUGCUGAUGGUGCCACUGGGAUUUUCCCAUCUGCUUUUGUGAAGAUCAUAAAAGAUUUACCGCAGAAGGAAGAAACCAUUAAUAAAGUUCGCUGUUAUUACUAUGAUGAAACUGUGAGCACUGUCAGGGAUAUCUCAGUGGAUGAGGAUCUGAGCAGCAUUCCAUCAUUCAAAGAUCUAAUGGCAUUGAUAAGGCAGGAGUUUAACCAAGAUGACAUUGUUUUGAAUUACCGGGACCCCGAUGGUGAUCUGAUCCGCUUGCUCUCUGAUCAGGAUGUUGAACUCAUGGUGUCUCAGAGCAGAAGAAGUCCCUCUGAGAAGCACUUUUUCCCUUGGAAGUUGCACAUCACUCACAAAGAUGACUUGGGUGUCUACAACACUAACCCAGGAACAGGUGCUACUCAAACAGUAGGAGCAGUAUAAGUGCUAUAUAGAUAUCUCUCUCUGCAGGCAAUUUCCUUCAACACGUCUUUGAAGUGUCCUUGAAAUGAGUAAUUUUUAGUAAUAUAUUGCCUUUCAGUGUAAAAUCUGUACUUAGUUAACUUCUUCAGCUUUUUAGCACUCAUCUGCAGUAGAGACAUCUUACAUAGAGACCAGAGAAAAUGAGGAAUAGAGAAAUAAAAUCACGGGCCAUGUUCACAAAGUUAGUCUGCAAUAGAGGUCUCCUGAGCCCCUAGACCUGCUCUAGUCUCUGUUCUCACUCCCAAGGCUAAUCAUUUGUCCAGAAUGUAUUCAUAAACUUUUUUUUUUCUGGACUCCCAUAAAUUUCAUUUGCUUAUCUGAAGGUUUGUGUGCCACUGUGUAAUUAUUUAUCUCAUGUUGGAGUCUGACUGGAUGUUCAGAAUUUGUCCUAGGAGCAUCAAGAAAAUUUUUUUAGAUUUCAGUGAAGAAAUUGCAGGUCAUCUUAGCUUUCUUCUUUUCCACUGACCAGUAUAUUGAUUUCUGUGAAUCAAACCUAGUACCCCUGUGGUGUUUUGUAUAGACCUUUAUAUAAUUGUACAGUCUACUUAUUUUCAUGUUCUGGGAAAAUGUGUAGGAUGUCUAGUCAAACAGCAAUUUCUUCUCUAUCUUCUGCUUUGUGACACUGCAAUUCAAAGUAUAACUAACAAGAAAUUACUGUAUCAGAUUCUUCAAUAAAUAAAGUUCAUAAAUUUUUA